Candidozyma haemuli is the source of this 1083-nucleotide messenger RNA. It is a transcript of the gene CCP1, whose product is annotated as cytochrome-c peroxidase. The record is from RefSeq and is a predicted model, not a curated record. Lineage: Eukaryota; Fungi; Ascomycota; Pichiomycetes; Serinales; Metschnikowiaceae. The transcript has a single exon. The coding region runs from base 1 to 1083 and encodes 360 amino acids. Gene Ontology annotation, biological process: hydrogen peroxide catabolic process; response to reactive oxygen species; cellular response to oxidative stress. Gene Ontology annotation, molecular function: heme binding; peroxidase activity.
AUGACUACUAUUGCGAUCCGUACUACUACAAACUCCAGAAGUAGGUUAUUCAGCGUUUUGGCUGGUGCUGCAACUCUCGUUGCCGGUUCAGCAGGUGCAACCUACUUCUAUGAGAAUAGCAUCCGUGGCUCUAACAGAAACAAUGAUGACAAACCUCCAGGAAGGGGUAACAGUUUAAAGUUUUUCGCUGCAGCCACUCCCGCCCAAAUGGCCAAGGUAUUCAACGACAAGACUGAGAAAGACUUUCAGGAAGUGUACAAUGCAAUUGCUCAAAAGGUUCAGGACGAAGAUGAUGCUGAUGAUGGAGCCGGGAGAUAUGGUUUGUUGUGUCGCUUGGCAUGGCACAGUUCGGGAACUUAUGACAAAAAGAAGAAUACUGGCGGUUCUUACAGUGGAUCUAUGAUCUAUGCGCCCGAAUCCGUGGAUCCGGAAAACGCAGGUUUGGAUUCGGGAAGAGACUUCCUCAAUGAAUUUCACUACCAGUUUCCGUGGAUUAGUAGAGGUGAUUUAUGGACCCUUGGUGGUGUCGUUGCAGUGCAGGAGGCAGGCGGACCAAAAAUCAGAUGGAGGCCCGGAAGAGUUGAUUGUACAAAGGCCGAGAAAGAGAAGAUUCCAGAGAAUGGUAAUUUACCUGACGCCUCGCAAGAGCUGGGUGCAUAUGUGAGGAAGAUCUUCAAUCGUUUGGGAUUCGACGACAGAGAGAUGGUUGCUUUGAUUGGUGCUCAUGCCUUAGGAAAGUGCCAUACAUACAGAUCAGGUUAUGACGGCCCAUGGGGACCUUCCCCAAACAUGUUCACCAAUGACUUUUUCGUGAGAUUAUUGCAGAAGUGGCACAUUCGUGAUUGGGAUGGUAAAAGACAAUAUCAGGAUGACGAGACAGAGUCUUUCAUGAUGUUGCCUACGGAUAUGGUCUUGAAAGAGGACAGCAAAUUUCUUAAGUAUGUCAAGCUUUAUGCUGGUGAUCAAGAUUUGUUCUUUGCCGACUUUUCCAAAGCAUUCACCAGAUUACUCGAGAAUGGAAUUGAGUUCGCCAAGGAGACUCCGUACUACGAAUUCAAGACUUUGGAGGAACAAAGCGAGUAA